Molecule: messenger RNA, 4310 nt
Organism: Macrobrachium nipponense
Lineage: Eukaryota; Metazoa; Arthropoda; Malacostraca; Decapoda; Palaemonidae
Exons: 13
Coding region: 350-1981 (543 amino acids)
Biological process (GO): response to oxidative stress
Cellular component (GO): nucleus
Source: RefSeq, a predicted model, not a curated record
GAAUUCCUUAUUACAGUCAUCUUCUGCCAAAACAACAGUGAGCAACCUCAGUCCUAGUGACUGUCAAAAUUCUGAGGCAGUUAAUAAAUCUGCUGAACCUUCUCCAAAAUGCAGUGAUAAAAGUCAUCUGCUGAGUUCUUCAGGUCCUCCAGAGUGUUUUGUAAAGCUGGCUAAGUCAUCUUCAACCAAAACGGUGAACACCCUUAGUCCUAAUGACUAUCAAAACUCUGUGGGAAGUAAAUCUGCUGAACCUUCUCCAAGAUGCAGUGUUAAAAGUCGUCUGUUCAAUUCUUCAGGUCCUCCAGAGUGUCUUGUAAAGUUGACUAAGUCUUCUUCAGCCAAAACAGUGAUGAACACCCUUAGUCCUAAUGACUAUCAAAGCUAUGGGGCAAGUAAAUCUGCUGAACCUUCUCCAAGAUGCAGUGUUAAAAGUCGUCUGUUUCAUUCUUCAGGUCCUCCAGAGUGUCUUGUAAAGCUGGCUAAGUCAUCUUCAGCCAAAACAGUGAUGAGCACCCUUAGUCCUAAUGACUAUCAGAACUCUGGGGGAAGUAAAUCUGCUGAACCUUCUCCAAGAUGCAGAGUUAAAAGUCGUCUGUUUCAUUCUUCAGGUCCUCCAGAGUGUCUUGUAAAGCUGGCUAAGAUUUUGGUUGGGAAGACGUUGGCUGAAGACCACUUGGACGGCAUUUCAGAGAAUGUUUUUCUGAAAUAUAUCUGCCAAGCCAACCACUCCCUAGGCAAAAGACUUUUUAGUUAUUUUAUUGCCAAAUGGGAUAGUGAUCGCCUGCAAGCACGGGAAGCUGAAGGCUUUGGAGAUCUUAUUUCAAAAAGUGCAUUCAUAUCAGCAUCAACUCAUGUUAUAGAACUUCUCUCUGAUGCUGAUCAGCUACGAUUCUUCAUUAAGGUAUAUGGAAAUGACCAAGAGAAAAUUGAUAAGAAUGAUGUUUUUGAUCUAAUUCAAGCUGCUUACCAGACCGCUAAAUUUGCACAUCGUAGUCAUUGCUUGCCAGAUGACAUUAUUAUGGCAGUUGUGAAAGCCACGAUGCACGGGAAAGAAAGUGUAAAUACUAAUUUUUUACACAAUUGGAUAUCUCAGCAUUGCCCUCGUCUGGUGAUGUGGAUGCAUCGCUACAUAACUCACAUGCUAACAGUUGGACAUAGAACAAUUCCUCUUAAUACAGAUGAGAAGGAGGAUGACACUGACACACCUAUCUUGGAUCACAGGGAAGACUCGCCAUGCAACAACCUUCAUCCAGCCUUGAUCUGGCUACUAACUUGUACUCUUCCAACUUUGUAUACAAGACCACAAAAGAGCAUGAAUCUUCCACAUUCUAAUUCUCUCUUCUUAGAUCCUCAUUUAUUUAUAGAGAAAAUGAUAUCUGCUGUGACCCCAUCACACUGGGUUCUUCUCUAUAAUAGUGACACCCAUGGCAUCAGUCUAAACAGGUUUCAACAUCAUGUGUUUGACUACAAUGGUCCAACUCUAGUUUUCAUAACAGCAGAGGAUGGAAAUUUAUUUUGCUUAGCAUGUGAUGAACACUGGAGAGAUUCCAAGCACUUUUGGGGUGGAGAACACUGCUACUGUAUGCAAUUGAUACCUGAAUACAAAAUUGUUGAAAGUGGUUCAAAGAUGAUGUACUUCAACAUAACAUCAAGGGGAUUUCCUACUGGCAUUCAUGUUGGCCAAGAUUUCACAAACAGAGCAUUGACUCUCGACUUAGAACUUACCAAGGUUACCUAUCGUGGAAUACCAUACAGUGUCCAGUCACUGGAAGUAUGGGGUUGUGGAUCAGUUGAAGCAAAAGAAGCACAAGUUGAAAUGAAGAAACAUGAAAUAAGGGAUACAGAGAAGCGCAAGAAAAUCAACUUGAACUCGGUUGAGUGGGUUGAUAAUCCUGACAGGUACCUCUUAGAGUUGGCAGGAAGCCGUCCAAACUAUGCUCAAUAUGAUAAAACAACUCAAGGAAAGCAGUCAACAAAUUAGCCAGCAGUUUUGAGAAUAAGUGCAGUGCACAAGUGCAUGCAUAGAGUUCAUAAUAUAUAUAUACGUAUCUCCAUAUAUGAUUAUUCUUAUUAAUGGAUUGUGGUUGUUGAAAAGAAUUUAUUUUUAUACUAAAUUUUUUUGUCUUAUAUCCAUCCCAUUGUUAUUUCCACUGUAAUGCAAUUUAGCCCCUUGAUUUUCAUCCUUAGAACAAAUAAAAGUGUAUUGCCGUGCUUGUAACAAGGGCCCUAAAUGUGAAACAUUUUUUAGAAGUGAUGGGAAAAUACCUAGUUGAGAUUUGGUUUUGAUGUAAUGCCUGGCCAGUUGCUUUGUUUAUAGGAGUCAGGACUUGAAAAAUUGUGUAAUAGUGAAAGGAAUGAUCAGGAUACUAUGUCGUUUAUAAAGUACUAUACAUAUAAUUAUAUAACUAUAGUUGCAUGGUUAUCCUAUCAGAGGCUGUUUUUAUGCCAGUUAUAGUGUGUGCACUCACAGGUACCUCUACACAUGCAUAAAUAGAUAAGAAAGGUAUUUCCUUCCAUGAAUGUACACAUGCAAUCUUAAAGAUGGCUUCAGAAAUUAUUCUUCUUCCUGCUCACUUUAAUUUCUGUAGAAAUUUAAAAGCCCCUUACCCAGAACCACACUGACAUUGACUACCAUGUAUAUGUACAUGUAACUCGCUAGUUAGAUCAACAAAAGCAUGAUGGGUUAUAAUGGAAUAUGUCUAAAUUAUUCUGUCUCUUUUGGAAUACAGUAUAACUUGGACCCUCUUUAGAAAAUGUCAUCUGCUAAUUUUACUAACUCGGGACAUUCAUUCGACCAUUUCACCUCGUAAUGGGCAAGGAUAUUUAGCCAAUGUAGAUUCUAGUGGUAACUGUUGUUUAAAAUAAAGUGAUACAAACCAAUGAAGUGGCCAUUAAGAAAUAUUCAGUUCUCCAUCUUUAAAUAGUCAACACAUCAAUAGUCUCUCAUUAGUGUGUGUUUGAAAAUUAUUAAUUUUUAAACUUGCUAUCACAUAUUUCUAAUCAUUCCUUUUGCAUAUUUCCUUCACAAAAUUAAUUGAAUUCUUUACACUCCAUUGAUUGCAGAUAAUGGAUACAUUAGUACCAAUACUACCAAGAAUGUUAAUAAUUUGUAAAUAAAAGUACUAAUAAAAGGUAUUGUUUUAUGGGCCAAUAUUUUCUUAAUAAAAUUUUAAUAAACUUUAUGAUACAUUAGUUUUUAACCCAGCAUGAAAAGCCACAAUUAAAGGAGAGCAUCAAAACAUUUUUAUCCUUUAUUUUCUUUAACCUUUUUAUUUUUUUAAAUUAGAAUUCUCAAGUUAUUCAAGACAAAUAGUAAAUGGGAACAUAAUAGUAUAUAAUUCAGUCAAAUUUAAAAUUGUUUUCAUUAUUUUCAAAGGAUACAAAUUUCAUUGUAAAGAAUCAAACUUGAUACAUCUAUUUUUAAAUAUAUAAAGUAUACAGUUUUCAUGGAGCAUAGUUUUAGUCUCAGUGACAAAAUGUUACAUUCCAACCUUGCCCUUAUUAAAUGUCAACUACUCAAUUAUUUGUUAAGAGUGAAUAAACCAAGACAUGUAGGAUAUAAAGCAAAGCACUCCAGCACUUUCAACCAUUAACCAUUUGGUACCCAAAAAAGUGAAAGAUAGCUAGAAAAAGUUUCAGAAUAUUUAAGUAAAAACUGGAAGAAAGCAUUACAUUUACAUCAAGAAGUAGCUAUAUUAAACAGAUGGGGCAGCAAGAUGACAUAAAGGAGGCAAAAAUGAAUUAUAUACAGUAAAAGGCUAAAUAGUGGGUGCAGCUAGUGGUCAAGGGAAUUGCCAAAACACACUUCUGUAUAAAUGUGUACAGUGCUUCAUGUCAACCUUGCCCUUUCGUCAUGUGACUUAACAUUAGUCUGUUCAUGAUUUUAUCUUGCCCUAUUCUUCACAUACCUGUUAUUUUUUUUAACUACUUUUUGAUAUUCCCGUAGGAAACAGAAUGAUUUAAACCUAUUUCAUGAAACUUUAGUGUUCUUUGACCUAACCACUAGCUUUAUAAUUGACAGUUCAUCUAACUGUGGUGGACACUGGCAUAGGGGACAAAUUCUUGUAGGUGGCAACUGCUAUAAGGAUUUCAUGGCUACUAGAGAUAUAUACUUUGGUCACACAAGUAACAUGUUAUAGAAUGUAAACUAACUAUAUUAGGAACAAUAAUACAGUAAAAAUGCUUCGAAGAGGUAAGGUAACAAUGUAAUCAAAUAAGAACAUAACUAAUAAAUAUAAGUAACAAAAAUACAUAUGCUAUAACAGAUGCACUAUGUAUAUAUUAUUAACUUUAUUUACUUGAUUAUCUCA